Molecule: messenger RNA, 2828 nt
Organism: Xenia sp. Carnegie-2017
Lineage: Eukaryota; Metazoa; Cnidaria; Anthozoa; Malacalcyonacea; Xeniidae
Product: tropomyosin-2-like
Exons: 2
Coding region: 1415-2569 (384 amino acids)
Source: RefSeq, a predicted model, not a curated record
ACAAGUAGAUGAAAAAAACCCCGCAUUAAUGAUGUCAAAAAAAGACGUUUAAUUUCAUAAGGCAUCAUCUUCUAGCUUGAUGUUAAGUUGUCUGUCACUUUUUAUUUUAGUAUUUUUCUACUGCUUAUCGCUAUUGACCAUCUGUCAUAUCUUGAGCAUUUGUCAAGUGCUGUCGUUCUUUCUGUUUUAUACAAUAGAUAUCGUAAAAACUUGUACUAUUCACACUAUAAAAAUAUGUGUUACGAAACCUUGAUGCUGUUGCGGAAUGUAAAACAUACGGUUGUUCAAUGUCUUAAAACAAACAAUGACAGCUACAAAAAAGUUACACUCUAUAUAUUCAUAAUCAGAGAAUGAAAACCAUCAUGUGACUAGGACAUUCUCAUGCCCCAUGAUGAGCAACGGGGAGCCUAUGCGGAUGAGAAGAGUAACAGAUUAACAAUUUGCUUUCGGCAACUUCACUCCCCAAAUAAUCAAGGAUUCUGAUUUAGUUGAGAUUUAUCAUAAAUGAAAGCUUUUUGGAGAUUACCGAAGGUUUGUCUGUUUAUCACUGGCUAUCACUUAAUACUAAAGGUUAAAGAUGUCAAUUGCAAUGAUGAAAUUUGAUGCGACUAGAAUAACCAAGUAAACCAACAUCUGCCACCAGAAGAUUUCUCCUUACGUCGAAGAUUCGUUUUUGUAGAACUCGAUAAUUUAAUUGCAUAAGAAAAUAACAUCAAAGAAUUGUAGCGUUUUGAAGACGAUCAAGUGCCGAGAUUUCAAUUCCAUCUGUGUAUUGUGCAGUGAUGUGACUAUUUACAUGGUUAUAAAACGAAACGCACUUUGAAAGUAUCUUACACAAGAUAUAAAAGUUGGCGAAGCUGCUGCCAGAAAGUGUUGAAAAUCCUUCCAUAUUUGAGACAAAAAGAGUUCAAGUACAAUUUGUUUGCAUUAUUGUUUUUAUGGUUUGGACAAAUUGCGAAACAUGAACUUCUAAUUAACAGGUAAAAGGAAACAGCUGCGUUAGAUCGAGCCCUAUAACCUACGCAAAUGAUAAUAAUACAUUUACGUUCUGUAAACUUCUGAUUUAUUUCAGAGAUUAGGAUUGUAUGUUGAUGUCACUUAUAGAUGAAAAGGGAGUCAAACUAAUUGUACUGCUAUCUAAAUUUUGCUUAUUUUAUAAAGUACAAGCGACAUUUCGAGGUACAUUUAAACAUUGGCAAGUGAAACCGUGAUAGUGAAAUCGUGAUAGUGCUUCCUUUCAAAUUUCAUGAACAAAUGUUGACAUUGUGUCUUGUUUGACGUUGCUUUGUUUAUGUUCGUCAGCAAACAAACCCACAUAGCUACCUUGAACUUAUUUUCUUGAAGAUUAGAAAAGAACCUAUCAAAUUGCUCGAGCCACGUCAACCACGUACGUAGUUGAAUCACCAAAGGAUCAAUGGCAGAAAAGAACGACGUCACGGGAUCAACAAUGGAAAAGAAAUUGUUGGGAGUCGAAACUCCUGAUGGAAGUGGUUUUAGUUCAAAAUAUGAUGCAUAUCAAUAUCAAGUUCAAUCAAACAAAAACCAAUCGUCCGUGCUCGUUCAAGACUCCAGCCAAAACACUUCUCCAGGGAUCGAACGCAUCCAGUCUUUCUCAGAGUUAAAGCAUAAAUUUGAGACAUGUGGCAAUAAUAAUGAAGAGAGUCAAGGAGCUGCCCCGUGUAAAACGCUAACCACAAGUUUUAAACUCGAAGAUCUACGACAUCUUUGGACCAGUUUGUCUGUCUCGACUGGCUCACGGCCAAUUAAUGAUGUGUUCGAUGAUAAACAUAGCCGACCAAACGAUCUUUCCGUAAUCCGUGAAAAAAUUGCAAACGCAAAAAAAGAGCUUGCUGAAGCAAACCAUUGCCGGGAGGUAGCAGAGCAAGGAAUCGUUGUUGCCAAGCAACGGAUAACGCAAUCUAAACAGAAGUCUAAGUUAUUGCGAGAUCAGCUUCAAAUUCGUGAGGAUGACUUAAAUCGCAAAGAAAGAAAACUUAGCGAAUUGAAGAAAAGGCUUGCAGCAAAAGAGGUUCAAAUACAGGAAACCCAUGAAACAAUGGUUUAUUACAAAAAGGAUAUUGAACAAGAGUCUGAGCUAAUUGAACAACUAUUGCAUAAUAUUGAAAAAGCGAAGAGUAAAAAACGUGAAAACGUGCGGGAGAUCCGCAGUCUUGCUCACAAGAUAUCGCCACUUAAAGCUAAUAUUGUAAAGGUCGAAACGAGAUUAGAAGAAGCGCAAAAAAAGUCACGACGUUUUGAAGACAUUUUGACGAAAUUAUCAAUAAAACUGAGAAAUACUCGCACUAUGCAAGAGUACGCGGCCAGAAGAACGUCUUUUAAAGGUUCGGAAAUUAAAGAUGUCAAACAAAAGAUCAGGGAGAAAAAAGAGCAACUUAAAAAGGCAAAAACUGACCUAAAUUUUGUUGAAUAUCGAAAGGAGUUACUUACUGAACAAUUAAGGGACUGGAAAAACGACAUUGACAAUUUAGUAAUGAGACUAAAUCCAUAUCGACAGCAACGAGCUUUAGGCUUCAUUUACACUCGAAUACCAAUGAGUGAAGAAUUGUAAAAUUUUUCUAAUAGUUUCAUAUUUUUUGCAAUUGUAAUAUUUAACAACAUUGGGAUUGAGACCCCGAUUCACUUGAAAAGAAUUGUUUUUUUACAAUGUUUGAUAAAGGAAUGUUCAAAAUAUUUAUAUUUUAUUUCUUAUAAAUUGCUCAUCAAUUAUUUUUCUUGAUACUUUAAUGGAAAUGCUAGCCUGCGUGCAAAAAUUUCCUACGAAAUAUCAUCUAUAAAUCAAUUAUAUAUAUUCUUAGCCAUGUGUGAAA